CGCUGAGCACUCAUCAUCACUUAUAUAUGAUGCAAAAUGCAUCGUACCAAAAUAGGAAGCCAUUUCUGCAUCCGAAAAUCGAAAACCACACGGCUCCAACAGAGUAGAAAACCUUCGCUACCGUUGUUGCAGGAUGACGAUCUCUUCAGCUGACGGAACUUCUCUGCUGCAACUUGCUCCACUUGAAGCGGUAUUAUUUGAUGUUGAUGGCACAUUGUGUGAUACAGACCCCCUUCAUUAUGAUGCCUUUCGUGAGAUGCUUCUAGAGAUUGGAUUCAAUGGCGGUGUUCCAAUUGACGAGGAAUAUUUUAUAGCAAAUAUUGCUGGGAAACACAAUGAAGACAUUGCUUCGAUCCUUUUUCCAGAUAAUCAUGAGAGGGGUGUGAAAUUUUUAGAAGACAAGGAAGCAAUGUUCAGAAGGAUGGUUAAGGAUAAAAUACAGCCGGUUAAAGGCUUAUAUAAACUCAAGAAGUGGAUUGAAGAUCAUGGAUUGAAGCGAGCUGCUGUUACCAACGCUCCCAAAGAAAAUGCAGAGUUGAUGAUCUCAUUGCUUGGACUGUCAGAUUUCUUCGAAGUUGUUAUUCUCGGUAGUGACUGUGAACAUGCAAAACCAUACCCGGAUCCCUAUUUGAAGGCACUUGAAAUUCUCAAGGUGUCAAAGGAGCACACCUGUAUAUUCGAGGAUUCAGUAUCUGGAAUAAAAGCCGGGGUUGCGGCUGGGGUAAAAACUUUUGGCUUGACGACUAGGAACCCAGCAGAAUUACUGAUGCAAGCAAAGCCAUCUCUUCUCAUCAAAGACUACGAAGACUCGAAGCUUUGGAGUGUACUCGACGAGCUCGAUAAAAAGGCCAAGGCAUAGACAAGUGGAGAUUAAUGGAUGACGAUUGACAAUAAAAAAGGAUUUGAUUCCCAGAAAAUGUAGACCAUAUGGAGCUCCUCUGGAGCAUUGUUCAUGUAAUAAUGGAACAUAUAACUCAUGAAACCUUUUCGAAGGUUCGAUUAUUAUCAUACAUAUUUUUAGAUUGGUGGUUAUUAAA
Messenger RNA from Salvia hispanica, 1037 nucleotides. Its product is annotated as Haloacid dehalogenase-like hydrolase (HAD) superfamily protein. The record is from RefSeq and is a predicted model, not a curated record. Lineage: Eukaryota; Viridiplantae; Streptophyta; Magnoliopsida; Lamiales; Lamiaceae.